Molecule: messenger RNA, 1313 nt
Organism: Prorocentrum cordatum
Lineage: Eukaryota; Dinophyceae; Prorocentrales; Prorocentraceae
Source: the annotation of a GenBank genome assembly
CCCGCAGGCGCAGCGCGCCCUGCGGCACGCGCCAGACGCCCGGCGGCAGGCCGGUGGGCAGGCGGAGGCCCUCGAGCGCCCAGGCGCCGACGUCGGGCGUGAUAGGCCAGGGCUGGGGAGCUUUUUUCCCCGAUACGGUGGAUGGGGCUGAACGGAUCUGAAGGUUACCACGACGCUGGAGGUCCGAAGGCUGCAGUGCUCAUCGGGCGCCGCCCCGCCGGCCCGGCUCCGGCGUACGCGCGCGCGCACGAGGCGCCCGGGACGCGCAUGGCCGCGCCCUGGCGUGCCGGGGCGCCCGGCACGGCGGCCGAAGUCGAUGCUGCAGCGCGGCAUGCGAGAGGGCGGUGCCGCAGCCAGACGUUGAGCAGCAGCGCGAUGCGUUCCCCCCCCCCGGCCUGCGGGCCUCGAGCGCCUGCGGGGCGCCGUGCAGCAGGCCGCCCCGGAAGGCCACGUGCAGGCCUGGGGAGGGGAAGGCCACCAGCGCCUCGCGGCCGUGGCCCGCGGCAGGCCCGAGGUCCGGCGCGUCCGGGUCGGGGCAGCCGUCGGGCCCGGCGCGGAGCGUCGGCCUCGAGAGGACCACCUCAGGGGCGCCACUGCUGGUCAGGUAGGUCGCAGUGGCCAGCGCGGGGUGGGCGAGCAAUUCUUGGAGUCGUCCAGAAGGUUCUCGUCCUUGUCGUAGUGCCAGCCAACCCCGCGCUUCCCCGCGGGCUGCGACGCCACCCGGCGCUGCACCCAGAACUCGGCCCCGGCUGCACGACCCAUCCGUGACACCGCCUGCUCGCCAUCGCUCGGACAUCCGUUCCCCGUGCGUUUGUCGGCUUCGUGCAUGUAUUUUCUCACCAGGUGGCCCGAAAGGCUCCUCGAUGCUCCUCACCGAGGACACAUGCACACGUCCGAGCGAUGCCAAGCCUGCGCCGACCAGCCCAGCCUGCCCACGUGGAACCAGAACACGUCCAGUGCCCAUUCCUCGAGGCGUGACCGAGGCGUGGCCAUGGCGGGCAUCCAGAAGGGCGAAUUGCCCACCUCCGCGGCCAUCCUUCGGGCUGCGGACUUCAGCGAGCCCAGCUGGCGCGGGUCGCCGUUGUCGGCCGAGGGGAAGCUGCUCCAGGUCAAGAAAGGAGGCAUCAGGCACCUGCCCUCCGUGCGGCGCCGAGCCACGAGCGCCUGCAGACGCCAGACUCCACAGUCGAGCUCGACGUCGCUGCCAUCGGUGUCCUCGUCAGGCUGGGACGACUGAGAGAGCCCUGCUGCCAUGGCAAGCAGGGCCAAUCUUCACCCUCGCAGUGACGCGCGCUCGGGCCAGCAGCGUGGCU